CUCAUUCUGUAAAUACCUACCUACCUAAGUAUCUAUGUACAACGUAUCCAACAUGUGCAUGCCUUGACAAAUAAAAAACAUUCGGCCAAGGUAUUCACAAUCGUGUCAAUCAAUAAGACCCUAGGUUGCGCUUGGCGCAUACCAAUUGCCUUGCGACUCAGAUUCGCCAUGUCUACAGCCGACGUCUUCCUGUCGUCUCCCGCCGGCCCUGCCAGAUUGGACUCUGGCGCCAUGUCCUCUUCUCCUGGCUUGCCUUCUCUUAAUGAGAUAUUCGCCGAUGGCUCUAAAAAGCCGCCUUUACAAAGCGGGAGCUAUGUAGCACCAAUACCCAUUGAUGCCCGAACUACGUUUACAAGUGCUGCAAGCCUAUUGCGAGAAGCCCCCGAGAUCGAUUUAGAAACAGAGGAAAUCACUAUCUCACCACCGCGGAAGUCUAGUCUCAGUAAAGCGCGGAAGAAAAAGGCCCCAACACCGGUAACUACUAGUAUACCAGCUGAGGCACCUAUUCUAAUCGAGUCAUCACCAGCGGAAAAGCCGUGGCAGAAGUUCAAAAGCAAGAAGCCGGUCGCACAGGAUAGGCAAUCAUCCACGUCGAAGGGCCGGGUUGCAAAGCCAACCACCAAAGGCAAGUCAAAAGGGAAAGUCGAGACUGUUUCUAGGCACUUCGCUACUAAGGAGAGUGUUGCGAGCGGCACGGAAGAUAAAUCGGAUAAUGAUCCAAAAGCAUACAAGCUAGGAAACCAGAUUGCAAAUGACCCUUGCUGCUCAGAACCAGCGCUUAGGCGACGAAGUGAUUGGACACCACCACCAGUCGAUAGCCCAAUUAUCGGAUCUCAGUCAGAUAGUCGAGAAUUACCUUCACCAAUUGAUCGUGCGAUGGGAUCAAGGGAUGUAUUUCAAUCCCUUCAGGAUGAAUAUGGACACAAAACUACCCAGUCGACCUCGGCAUCGGACAAGUCACAGCAGGUAGAUAUCAUGAAGAAGCGCAAACAGAUUGAGCUCGUCUCUAUCAGCAGCGAAAUUGGGCAGCGUCCAAGGGAAGCCUCCCCGCCUAAGAAAGUUGUAACGAAAAAGAAAACCAGGACGAUCACCGAACUGGCAACUGCCCCGUACAUGAUGCAAAUUGAACCCGAACUAGACCUUACAGGGCCAGCGACUAAAGAGUCCCUACUGAACUACUUCGACGAAGACGGUGCUGUCAAGGCUCUGGUCGAACACCAAACUGCUGUCAUGUCCCAGAAGAAAGAUAAGGUUAAAGAACCUAAGGCAUCUGCAAAACCAAAACGCAAGAAGAAGUCCGGCACAGCGAAUAACCCGAUUCUCCUAUCUCCUAGCUCUGCGCUGAAGCAAUCUUAUAACCAGGACUUCGUUUUCGGGACGUCGAGUCAGUUGGUGGCGGAAGAAUCGCCAACCACCCUUAGAAACCUUCAACUAGCAAUACAGGCCUCAAAUCAAAUCCACUCCGAUCCGUUCGCCGAGUCUGAUAGCCAGGGACUUUGGCAUGCUGGCGCAAGAGAUACUGAUGGCGAAUUAAUGAAGAUAGAUGAUGUAGAGCUCGUCGAGGAUUUGUCUUCACUCCCACGACUUCGAAGGCAAUCGCUACAACAUCAUGAAGAAUUCACCGAUAUCAACGAUAUUUUAAAGUCGCCGGAGAUCGGCAAUCCAGAAAAACAAGUGCCGCAACCGAAUUCCAGCAUCUCUCAAUCACAGGCUAUCUCCAGUGCCCAGCCUCCCCAAACCGGUAACCAAGAGCAUACGGAGCCACAGACUACGGCCGAGGCUUCUGAUCCAAGACCAAAUUAUGAAUCUUAUACCGACGCGCAGCUUUCCAAGCAAAUCGCCUCGUACGGGUUCAAGCCGGUGAAGAAACGUCAAGCCAUGAUCGCACUUCUCGACCAAUGUUGGAGUAGUAAAAGCUCCGGAGCUUCAAUUCCUCAGUCUAGACCGAUAUCUACGACGACCGCCACAGCCGCACCUAAGAAGAGGCAAAAGAAGACCAUCGACCCGGAUCCGGAGCCGGCAAAUCCGCCGAAGCGACGCGGCCGUCCAAGGAAGACUUCAACAACGGAAACGUCCUCGACGGCUAAGGCUUCAGCGCCAAAACCUACCACCCCGAAGAAAGCUCGCGGCCGUUCUAAAAAGGGGGCUCUGAAACCCGUAGAGAUCGCGGACUCAGACGGAGACGAAGACUCGGACGACGAGUCUUCGUCUUCGCGCAUGUCCUCGCCGGAUAGAGACCACCUCUUCUCCUCGCCGCCGGCAGUCGACCUGUCCCUCUCCGAAGACGCGGAAAUGUCGCUCACGCUGUCGCCGACGGACGGGCAGACCGACUUGUUCAAGCACAUCACGCGCGCGGUGACGUCGGCGCCCAGGUCCAAGGACCCCGCCAACCCGUCCUGGCACGAGAAGAUGCUGCUGUACGAUCCGAUCGUGCUGGAGGACUUGGCGGCUUGGCUGAACGCGGGAGCGCUGGGCGGGGUCGGGUACGAUGGAGAGGUCAGCCCGGAAGAUGUGAAGAAGUGGUGUGAGUCGAAGAGUGUGAUUUGUCUGUGGAGACAGAAUCUUAGGGGUAGGGAGAGGAAGAGGUAUUAAGUGGAGAUGGUGCGGAUGUGGAGUUAAAGGGGUAAAGGGAUGGCAGUUGAUACUUCCGCCCGGAUCGUUCAAGACUCAGGAGCGGGUGUCUAGAAAGGGGCAUAGGUACAUACUGCCUACCCCUCGAGUACAUGAAUAUUAUUAGGCCACUUCUGGGUCUAUGUCAACAAUGAAUUAAGAAUGAUGAAACUUAAACGCUUGAGCAAUGGACCGGGGAUUGUCUUUAGACUUGGUCUUGCUUUCAAAUGGGGCUAAUUUCUUUCGGUGUUACUAGGCAAACUUCUGCACACGAAGCCUUUAUUCCAAUUUAUAUGGCAUUUUUUCUAUCUUACAUAUUCUCUUAUUCUAAUUUAGAUCUUGGUAUUUAAUUUAGCUUUCUAGUAACGACA
Molecule: messenger RNA, 2981 nt
Organism: Annulohypoxylon truncatum
Lineage: Eukaryota; Fungi; Ascomycota; Sordariomycetes; Xylariales; Hypoxylaceae
Exons: 2
Coding region: 169-2592 (807 amino acids)
Biological process (GO): DNA repair; DNA replication
Cellular component (GO): nucleus; Slx1-Slx4 complex
Molecular function (GO): 5'-flap endonuclease activity
Source: RefSeq, a predicted model, not a curated record